This is a messenger RNA of Gekko japonicus, 707 nucleotides long. RefSeq names its product acyl-CoA synthetase bubblegum family member 1 (gene ACSBG1). Lineage: Eukaryota; Metazoa; Chordata; Lepidosauria; Squamata; Gekkonidae. The annotation marks the transcript as partial. The record is from RefSeq and is a predicted model, not a curated record. The transcript has 2 exons.
UGCGCCGUCGAUCUGGAUACGUCGGAACCCACCGACUGCCUGACCCAAGAAGCUCGUGAUUUCUGCGAGAAGGUCGGCAGCAAGGCCACCAAGGCGUCCGAGAUCGUGAGGGAGCGCGAUCCGGCCGUGUACCGGGCCAUCCGGGAAGGCAUCGACCGCGUGAACGCACGUGCCGUCGCCAACGUCCAACGCGUUCAGAAAUGGGCUGUCUUGGAAAAGGAUUUUUCCAUUGCCGGUGGAGAAUUCGGGCCUACCAUGAAACUGAGGCGGCAAGCCGUGAUGGAGAAGUAUCGAGACGACAUCGAGGCCUUUUACAGAGACUGACGUUGGGCCUGUUUCCGGAAGCUUCUGCGCAACGUAAAACCAACACAAGCUUCCUUCAAAACAUCACUGCGCUGUUCGGGACGGGCGGAUCUACUCAGCUGUCUUUCUUUAUAGUUUUCAGAAUUUUGCCACGCGCGACAAUUUUACCCAUCUCCUCUAUCUGGUUCGGCCAGCGUAGUAUAGCGUCUAGAAUUUAGACUAGUACCGGCGGAGACCCUCAUUCAAAUCUCUGCUCUGUCACUGAGUGACCGGGAUUUCCCUUGUCGUUACCUAGCUCGGCCGUUUACCGCAGGGUGAUAAGAACACCGUCCGAGUUUGAUAUUUUACUUAAACAAGGUUGUUGGGUUUUUUUCCAGGGGUCAUUUCGUAGAAAAAGAGCUAGG